GGUUCCUCUGAAGCCCUAUGAAAAAGCGCUGCUCUCUUUUUUCUCGCAGCUCUGUUCCAUCUCUGAAACGGCGAUGGUGGUUCAGUCACCAACAUAACCCUUCUUCCACUUCCUAUCUCAGGAAACCUUGAAUUCCAUCUUCAACCUCCCUCAGUUCUCGCAGCUACAGAAAAAGGUUUUGAAUUUCCUUGUACAGCCAGCGGUAGUAAAAAGAUUGUUCCAGCUCGAGUGCACGACAUUCGCG
Messenger RNA from Linum tenue, 244 nucleotides. The record is from the annotation of a GenBank genome assembly. Lineage: Eukaryota; Viridiplantae; Streptophyta; Magnoliopsida; Malpighiales; Linaceae.